Xenopus tropicalis (tropical clawed frog) is the source of this 5248-nucleotide messenger RNA. RefSeq names its product sushi domain containing 2 (gene susd2). Gene Ontology annotation, cellular component: membrane. NCBI's taxonomy places the organism in Eukaryota, Metazoa, Chordata, Amphibia, Anura, Pipidae. The record is from RefSeq and is a predicted model, not a curated record. The coding region runs from base 237 to 5012 and encodes 1591 amino acids. The transcript is spliced from 27 exons.
AGGCCACUGUAUUGCAGACUGCCAGAGCGGAGCAGGCAGGAUCUGCAGCACAAAGGGGAGGCCCUGCUUGCUCCUCCUUAUCUGUGUGCACAGGGGCUGGCACAGUGUGUGUGUGAGGCAGUAACAGCUGGGAGAGUCCCACUGUGUCUCCUGGCAGGCCAGAAAGAUUCUGCUACUCUGCCCCAUUGGCACUCGCUUACAUUGUAGCAGGCACCAGGCACCAGGCACCAGGCACCAUGCCUGCAUUACUUCUCAUCUGCAUAGGUCUCCUUACUCUCACUCUCCCCCCUGAGGUCUCAGGAGCUUCAGAAUCCUGCAGCUCACAGUGUGGGGAGAGACUGCAAUCCUGUUCCUGUCACACAACCUGUCAGAAGCUGCAAACCUGCUGCACAGAUUACCACCAGUUCUGCAUCAGCAUCAGCCCCCAUUCUGGAACAUUAAUGGGAGGCAAAGAUUUCAUCAUUCUCAAUCUGACAUUUAGUCCCAACUCUACCAUUAUCUGCAGAUUCAACAAUGAGACAAACACUGAAGGUUACGUAGAUGCCGCUGGCAUUGCUCACUGCAUUUCCCCAUUGCUGCUGGAGACGGGGCGCAUCUCUCUAACUGUAUCCCAGGAUGGAGGCCACAAUUUUACAAGAUCCGGAACAUGGUUAGCAGUUCAUCACAGCAAAGCAUCUGUGGCUGAAAAGAGUGUGCAGCUUGAUUCCAAGAAAUGGCAGUAUUAUGGAACCCCUGGAUACAAUGGAACCCUCUCUUUGAUCUGGAAUGCUAAAACUCUUCCUUCUGAGAACAUCAGCAUAGAGGUCUGGGGCUACAGUGAAACAGGAACUCCAUACAGUGACACCUGGAGGGCUGACUGGAAAUAUCUCUACACACUGGCCCCCACUUAUCCCAACAGUGGUACCUUUACCUUCACCCCAUCUCCUGCUGAAGCACCAUACAACCAGUGGGACGUGGGAAUGCUGAGGAUCAUUCCAAGUGAUAAACCUCAUGGACAGAUGAAUGUGCAUGCCAUAUGGAGCCCAGUACAUGCCUUAGCCUGGCACCUUGAAGAGAGUUUCAGAAAUGAUUCUGCUGCCUGGGCAUCUGACAAGUGUAUAAGCUGGCGAGAUGCUGAGAUCAAUGCCCUGCCCAACUUCCUGAAAGAGACCCCAGACUGUCCUUGUACUCUGGAUCAGGCCAGAGCGGAUACUGGUAGAUACCAUACUGAUUAUGGAUGCGACAUUGAAAAAGGCAGUGUGUGCACAUAUCACCCGGGGGCAGUCCACUGUGUACGGAGCAUCCAGGCAAGUCCUCAGUAUGCUUCGGGGCAGCAGUGCUGCUAUGAUUCCACUGGAGCUCAAGUCCUCACCUUUGACUCUACAGGGGGCAGUACACCUGAUCGAGGACAUGACUGGGGUUCCCCACCAUACAGAAAACCCCCCAGAGUACCGGGUUUUUCUCAUUGGAUGUACGAUGUGGUCACUUUCUAUUACUGCUGCCUAUGGUCUGACAACUGUCAAUACUACAUGGAUUUAAGACCAUCCAGUGAUUGCCGUACAUACAAACCUCCAAAGGCUGCCUCUGGUUUCGGUGAUCCCCAUUUUGUUACAUUUGAUGGUUCCAAAUACACCUUCAAUGGAAAAGGAGAAUACACACUGGUGUCUUCAUCCCACAAGUCACUAUCCAUUCAGGCUCGGACAAAGGCUUUUACAGUUACCAAACCAGAUACUGGUAACUUUGGCCAGAUAAAUGCGGAAAUUCAUUUUGAUGAUAGAGCAGACAGAUCUGAGGUACAUGCAGCCGGCUUAUGUUCAGUGGCUAUGCAAGAAGACGACUCGGAUGUUAUUGAGGUGCGGGUGAAAGAUGGGUCCUCACAUGAGCUGGAGACUCUGUUGAAUCAAGAAGUAAUAAGUUUUGAGGAACAGAGCUGGAUGGACUUAGUAGGAGUUUUUGUGUACUCCGCUAUCAGCUCUAAUGUCACUGUAAUGUUCCCCUCUGGAGCUGGAAUAGAAGUGAGAAGGCGAGAAGAUUUUCUGAGUGUAAAUGUACUUCUUCCUGAUGAUUUCAUGAACCAAACACAAGGGCUUCUGGGAGUGAUGAACAACAAUCCAGCAGAUGAUUUCACUUUCAGGAACGGCACAUCCUUACCACCUAAUGCCACACCAGUGGAGCUGUUCCAGCUUGGUGCUGACUGGGCAGUAACAAACGAGAGCUCACUCUUUACCUAUGAUUCACAGGAACUGAUAAAUAACUCUCAUGUCAAGCAUGACCACACGUUCCAGCCUACAUUUUCAUUUGAAGAAAAUCCUAGCGAGCCUCUUUUGGAGUUGUGUGGUGAUGAUGAAUUCUGCAGGUUUGAUGGCCUUGCCACUUAUGAUCUCAAUGUUGCAAAUGCCACAAAAAUAUCCUUUCUCGUCCAUUCAAAUUUGGUGAAGAAUCUUAAGCCAGAGGUCUCCUGUGGUUGGAUAGCUCCUCCAGAAAAUGGAGAAAAGAUUGGCACUACCUACCUGGCUGGGUCAGUUGUCCAGUUUAAAUGUAAUGCAGGGUUCAUUAUGAAUGGAACCAAGCUAAGAACAUGUCUGCCUGAUGGGACUUGGUCAGGUGAUGCAGCUCAGUGCCUUGUAGGAUCCAAGGAUUCUUGUUCCAGUCAGUGCGGGGUGAUCCUGCAGGAAUGUUCAUGCCAUGUGACCUGUGAGAAUCUCGGAACCUGCUGUCCAGAUUACCGCACCUUCUGCAUCCGCAUCGCACCGGAGUCUGGCUUGCUAAUGGGUGGCCAGGAUUUUAUGGUUUUAAAUGUUUCCUUCAACAGAAGUUCUGAUGUAAUAUGCAGGUUCAGAAGUGAAAUACUUACCGAUGGGUAUGUGGAUAAAGACGGGCAUGCACACUGUAUCUCACCACUCCUGUUAGAGACAGGGCGGAUUUCCUUAGAAGUAUCUGCAGAUGGCGGACACAGCUAUCCAUUCUCUGGCACAUGGCUUUCAGUACACCCUGGAAAGGUUAUGGAGUCUGAAAAAUGUACCUUGGUGAAUGAAACAAAAUGGCAAUAUUAUGGAACCCCGAAUUAUGAUGGAACAUUGACUGUAAAAUGGGACUCAGACACUUUUGAAGAUAAGUUCCUCAACAUUGAAGUCUGGGGAUAUGAAGAAACAGGAGAACCUUAUUCUAGCUCCUGGAGCGGCUCUUGGAAAUAUCUGUACUCUCUAGCUCGCGGCUUCCCCAAUAAUGGGUCCUUCACCUUCUGCCCUCAGCCAGCUAAACCUGAGCAUAGUGCGUUUGAGUUUGGAAGCCUAAGGCUUACACCAAGUCAGUACGGAGAAGGACAGUGGAAUGUCCAUUCACUGUGGAGUGUGGACCAUGCCAUGGCCUGGCAUCUUGGAGAAGACUUCCGCAGGGAUUCUGCUGCAUGGGCACAAGACAAGUGUUUUAACUGGCACCAAAAUGAUAAGAAACUUCCUGAUUUUCUCUCUGAGAUUAUCGAUUGUCCCUGCACAUUGGCACAAUCCAGAGCAGACACCGGCAGAUUCCAUCCAGACUAUGGAUGUGAUAUCGGGUCGGGCAGUGUGUGCACUUACCAUCCUGGAGCUGUUCAUUGCGUGAGAGGGAUCUAUGGCAGUCCCCUAUAUGGAGCAGGACAACAGUGCUGUUAUGAUUCCAGGGGCUUUCAGGUCCUCACAAGUGAUUCUGUAGGGGGCAGUACCCCGGACAGAGGCCAUGACUGGGGAUCUCCCCCAUACAGAAAACCCCCCAGAGUACCGGGCUUCUCUCACUGGAUCUAUGAUGUCAUAACUUUCUACUACUGCUGCCUGUGGUCAGAUAAUUGUCAGAAGUACCUAGAGCUCAGACCAUCCAGCGACUGCCGCUCCUACAAGCCACCAAAAGUCGCUUCUGCUUUUGGGGAUCCCCACUUUCUAACCUUUGAUGGUGCCAAGUUUACUUUCAAGGGUAGAGGAGAGUACACUCUGGUCACAUCUCCAUACAGCUCUCUCAACAUUCAGGGCAGAACACAGGCUGCGCUUUUGUCAAAUGGAUCUACUGUGCCAGUAACAGGUUUUUCCUCCAUUGCUAUGCGGGAGGGGGAGUCUGAUGUGAUCGAGGUGCGCCGAGCAGCAUCUUCUGAAAAACUAGAGGUUCUUCUAAAUAAUGAAGUGGUGCACUUUGAUCGAAGCUGGAUAGAUCUCAACGGAGUGUUUUUGUUUUCUGGAACAAAUGAGAACGUAACAGUGAUGUUCCCAUCUGGCGCUGGAGCAGAAGUGAGAGGAAGGGAGGGCUUCCUUGGUGUCACUGUGCUCCUUCCUGAGGAGUUCAUCAACCAAACCCAAGGUCUCCUAGGUGUGAUGAACUACAAUGCCACAGAUGACUUCAGCUUUAGGAAUGGUACUACACUGCCCCCAAAUGCUACUCCGCAGGAGAUUUUUGAGCUUGGCGCUCACUGGGCAGUUACCAAUAGUAGUAACUCUCUCUUCACCUAUGACUCAAAGUUUUUGAUAGAAAACUAUCAAGGAAAACCACACGACCAAGACUUUGUGCCAAUCUUUAAUGUACCAGAAGAUCCUACCGAUCCACUAAAAGAGCCAGUGGACACGCUGUGUGGCUCUGAUGAAUUCUGCAGGUUUGACGCCCUCACUACAAGAGAUCUCGCCAUUGGGAAUGCUACCAAGUUAUCCCAUGACAGUCACAAGGACUUUGUGAAAAGCCUGCAGGCAGUGGUCUCCUGUGGCUGGAUUGGAGCUCCGGCAAAUGGGAAGAAAGAAGGGACCGGGUACCUGAAAGGCUCAGAGGUGACAUUCUCUUGUAACAGAGGAUAUAUGCUAUCUGGGUCAUCAACAAGGACCUGCCAACCAGAUGGGAAUUGGAGUGGUCAGCUUAGCCAAUGUGUUACAGAUAAUAUACUUGGCAUUGUGCUCGGCAGUGUGUUUGGAUUCCUGACUCUCUUGAUCCUAAUUGUAUUGAUCGCCCUACAUGAGAGAAACCGCAAAAAGAAGAAAAAAUCACUCCCUCCCGUGACAUUCCAACCAUCCAAUGAGCUAUAGGGAAAACCAUCCAGUCAAAAGGCUUUUGGGACUUUAUGGCAGACUCAUCUCCACAUGUUUUUCCACUUAUUAUUUAAAUGUCCAACAUUUCAGGGAAUUUUCAAUGUGCUAACAACAAUGUUGCCUUUAAUAUUAUGUUAUAAUAAAAGCCAUGGUCCAGCACCAAGUGACUUCAACAAAUGAAGACAAAUUCGAACUCAGGUUAAAGAAGAAAUAAAUAUCCAUUUCACUGAGAA